Messenger RNA from Baudoinia panamericana UAMH 10762, 483 nucleotides. RefSeq lists its product as uncharacterized. The coding region runs from base 1 to 483 and encodes 160 amino acids. The transcript has a single exon. Gene Ontology annotation, cellular component: mitochondrion. Gene Ontology annotation, biological process: mitochondrial respiratory chain complex II assembly. Lineage: Eukaryota; Fungi; Ascomycota; Dothideomycetes; Mycosphaerellales; Teratosphaeriaceae. The record is from RefSeq and is a predicted model, not a curated record.
AUGCAAAGCUACACCACACCGCGCAUCAUUCGCGCUGGCUUCUUCAGGCGCCCCUUCACCACUACCACCGCAGUCCGAUCAUCAUGGACUGCUGGGCCAUCGCCACCAAGGCUACCGAAAGAGGAACAAGCGAUCUUUGAGAGGCUACAGUCACAGUCCACUGGCGCGUUCAGCACGCCAAGAUCCCAAGAUCCGCCACAGGGCGAUGCGAAGGCGGAGGCAGAAGAUGCAUUACUAGGCUCACAGACACAGCCUCGAUCAUCAGAAGCGAGCAACAUGCUCGAGGAGCUGCGGCGCAGGGCGAGAGUCAAUGCUACUGGGGAGGGUGAAGAGCUUCAUCCGGAUGUCAGGAGAGGUGCGCUGCCGGAGUUCGAAGGCGACAUCAAUCCGAAGACGGGUGAGGUUGGCGGGCCAAAGAACGAACCGCAGAGAUGGGGUGCUACGGGAGACUGGAGUUACAAUGGAAGGGUGACAGACUUCUAA